Molecule: messenger RNA, 2732 nt
Organism: Photinus pyralis (common eastern firefly)
Lineage: Eukaryota; Metazoa; Arthropoda; Insecta; Coleoptera; Lampyridae
Product: early growth response protein 1-B-like
Exons: 1
Coding region: 75-1481 (468 amino acids)
Biological process (GO): regulation of transcription by RNA polymerase II
Molecular function (GO): DNA-binding transcription factor activity; RNA polymerase II cis-regulatory region sequence-specific DNA binding
Source: RefSeq, a predicted model, not a curated record
CGCCUGGGGCACAUGGCGUAUAGUCACACUGACGGGCAGCCGCAGACCUUGCGGCAAUCUACUCAUUUGUUCUAAUGACUAUGGCGGAGAUUGCAAUUGAAUCUUCAAUACCACACGAGAAGACUUACAACAAUAACAAUAACAUAGACCUACCGCUUACAAAAGGCCAAAAUAGGCCUCCUGCCAAACAACGCAAGAGGAAGCGUCUCAGUCAAGUGUUGGACAAACUGACAGGUCACGUCACCAAUCUUCCACUAGCGAACAUAAUCAACAAUAACAACCAAAUACUGAACGUGCCCGAGGAAAAUGGAUGUGCGUUGAUUACUACAAAGCACAUGUCUGGCGAAGUGUUCCGUUUCGACAAUGCCGACAAAGAGCGGUACCAGCAACAGAGCGAAGACGAGGACGUCUUCAGCCCCGCCAGUUCCAGCAACAAAUCACCUCACAGCUCGAGCGAUUCUCCACGAAUUAGUUUUAGUCCGUUACGUCUCAAAGAUGACGACGCAAGUUCGAGUCCGCCGUUAUCGCGACCCGCGUGUCCGUGCUAUCAGUGCGUGAUCGGCGUAAGCCACCAUCCUCCCCCGCCCUUUUACCCUUACGAUCGUUUUUUUCCCGCCUCGCCCAUCUCGCCCGUUACUCCCUCAUCGCCCGCCCCUCCCACCUACAACUUCGAACGUUACCUACACUCCAAGUACCUGCCUGAUAUUUUCCGUAAAAGAAGUCACUCCGAUUCCGAUAUACCGCUAUGGUUCGAGUACGCCAAAACCGAAAGGACGCGUCAUCCGCCUGCGUGGUUACAACCGUUGAGCUUGGUAAAAGGAUCGGUGGAGUCGGACCCGAGCACGCCUCAAGACUCCCCUUUGGAUCUGUCGAUGCACAAGCGGAAUCAGAGGGGGAGUAUGGACUGUCUGCCUGGACCCUUACAGAUAUUGCCAACAGGUUUUCUUCCACCUCGUGGCGCCGUGUCCGUACCUAUUGUUCAAGGUGACGUUGCGUCGCCAACGACCAAGCGCUCGGUAGCGUCCAGGUACAACUUGGAGGUUUCGCCGGUGGUGGAAGAAAUGCCACCUGGAUCUGAUGUGGCGUACGUUUGUCCCGUUUGUGGGCAGAUGUUUAGCCUACACGAUCGUUUGGCCAAGCACAUGGCGUCCAGGCAUAAAAGUCGACAGAGUCCAGGUGAAACCACUGCCAAAGCUUACUUGUGCGAGGUGUGUAAAAGGUCAUUUGCGCGUAGUGAUAUGCUUACACGUCAUAUGAGGUUACAUACUGGUGUCAAACCGUACACGUGUCGUGUCUGUGGGCAAGUGUUUUCAAGAUCUGAUCACCUCUCGACGCACCAACGGACCCAUACCGGAGAAAAACCCUACAAAUGUCCCCAGUGUCCUUAUGCGGCCUGUCGUCGAGACAUGAUCACGAGACAUAUGCGAACGCAUACACGAUAUGAGCCGGAUCCACUCACCGCAGUCAAGUCAGAACACUAAGCUUUUUUCACAUUGCGUAUUUGUAUUCAUGUUAUUACUGUUAGGUUUUAGAAACCCCUUUCCUUGUGGUUGUGAUUGCGUAUGUCUCACAUACGUAGUGAUGCUACUGCAGUAACGCAGUAAGAACUGGUAGCCUGUUAACGUCAAUUAAACGUUUGUUGUUACUCUACGUCCUUCGGGAACAAAGAAACGAAAUUUCUUCCACCCCCCCAUUAAUUCACGGUGGCACGUAUAUACCAAAGGUGUUGAAGUAUACACUAGAUCUCAAUUCAUUCCAGUAAAUACGUGCGACUUCAAAUUAGGCCAGUUGAAAAAGAUGCCCGCCAUUUCACGAUGAGUUAUUAUUUAGUGCCAAACAGAAAAUGGCCAGCGGCAGCAUUUUGUAACCAUAUCCGCCAUUUUAGAGACGCGCCGAAUACUACUUCACGAAGUCUUAGACGUACAUAUAAAAAUAAGGUGCAUAAUCACUUAGAGCAACCUAAGCCCUUAUGCACUUUAAAAAAAUAAAAUUAUGAGGAAACAAUUGCUGUGAUAUAUUAAUACGAUCUUUUUUGUUUUAAAAAAGACUUAUAAAACUUAACGUCGUUAUUUUUGAUAUAAAAAAAUUGUUUAUAAAUUUUCUUGUGAGUCUGAGAUUCUCGUGAUAUUAAAAAUAUUAUAAUCCGACUUCUUGGGCAUUAUAGGUACCUACCUACUAAAUUUCUGUUGUAAAUCACAUAUUGCCUUUUAUAAUGUUGUGCUAAUGCAAACUGAAAAUAAAGAGAAAUUUUUAAAUUAAUGAAAAUUGUUACAUGUUGUGCCAGUUGUAAUAAAUAUAAAAUAUUUUGUUACAUUGUACAUUAAGAGGUAUAUAACUUUGAUGGUAAAUCGAAAUUGGAAUCGUGUCAAGUUAUUGUUGUAUAUUACAAUUGUUGAAAGGUCCACUCAUAUUUAUUUUUAAUAUUGUAUUAAGUACGUUUAAGUUUUACUUAAGUUUCAUUGCGAUGUGUGUGAAAAAGCCCACUGUUUUUUUCUUUGUUGAACGUUGAUACUAAUAUGGUUUUCAAUUAGUUAAUUUAAUAACCUUAUGUAUAAAUAAUUUAUUUUUCCCGGCGUUGAAAACCAAUUUAGUUUCAACCGGCGUGUACAAAGACUUAGUUGUAUUUUAUUUUGAUUGUUUUUUUUAUUUAGCGAGUCUCCUUCUUUACUUGCCGUUUCUGUUACAGUCUUUAAAAAAAAAAUAAAAACUGCAUUCAGUUGUUCUCCUUUUUA